AUUAUUUGUUUUUCCAAAGAGGGCCUUUUACGAGUUUUGACGUGUAGAAAGGGAAUUUUAAAAAAAAGAUGAUUACUGUGAGUUCAAGAAAAAAUUUUUAAGCAUUUAAGAGGUGUUCAAGAAAUGUUCUUAUGAAUCGUCUUGUCCCUGUUUUAAGGAUGAAUGUCGACAGCUGAGGUUAAACACAGAUUAUGUAACAUUAAGAUAACUAGGUAACUUAGAAAACUAUAAUUUUACAAGACUUCCUUGGAAGUCUCGUUUUACAAGAAGUCUCAACCUGUGACACCAAGCAUCCUUUUAGGAUCCAGCACAAGCAGCAAGUGUUCUCGGGCUUACGGGCGUCUAAGAUGCAGGUCGGAUAAACUUCCACCCCGGUUCCCCUUCCCAAGAGGAUUUGCAGUCUCUCGAGCUUUUGCCAAAAUAUGAUCCUCCCCUGUCGCGGCUCAGAACCAACCUUAUGUAGUGGCCCCAAUUUGAUCGACAGCUGCUGGUAUUACCGACCUCCACCCGCAGGGAAGCUUCCAGUUAGCUCCCACAGGAACUUGUGUCCGCGCGUUCCCAUUUUCCCUUCCGGGUCGGGCCUGGCCGGUUUUCCGGUCUUGCGCAGUAGACGCCAAGCUAGUGACCUGCUGCACCGUUGCUAUGGUAGUAGGCAGUGGGGCGCUGGCAAGCUAGGUAGGGUGGGAGUCGCUGCGACUGCACUGAGCCCGGCUGGCAGGAUCACAGAAUGGGCUGAGGCAGCGGUGGCUGCCCGGACGAGGUCGACGAAAAAACCGGGCCUCAAAAUGGAGAUGUAUGAAACCCUUGGAAAAGUGGGAGAGGGAAGUUAUGGAACAGUCAUGAAGUGUAAACAUAAGGAUACUGGGCAGAUAGUGGCCAUUAAGAUAUUUUAUGAAAAACCAGAAAAGUCUGUCAACAAAAUUGCAAUGAGGGAAAUAAAGUUUCUAAAGCAAUUUCAUCAUGAAAACCUGGUCAAUCUGAUUGAAGUUUUUAGACAGAAAAAGAAAAUUCAUUUGGUGUUUGAAUUUAUUGACCACACAGUUUUAGAUGAGUUACAACAUUAUUGUCACGGAUUAGAGAGUAAACGACUUAGAAAAUACCUCUUCCAGAUUCUUCGAGCAAUUGAAUAUCUUCACAAUAAUAAUAUCAUUCAUCGAGAUAUAAAACCUGAGAAUAUUUUAGUAUCCCAAUCAGGAAUUACUAAACUCUGUGAUUUUGGUUUUGCACGAACACUAGCAGCUCCUGGAGAUGUUUAUACGGACUAUGUGGCCACACGCUGGUAUAGAGCUCCAGAAUUAGUAUUAAAAGAUACCUCUUAUGGAAAACCUGUGGAUAUCUGGGCUCUGGGCUGUAUGAUCAUUGAGAUGGCCACUGGAAAUCCCUAUCUUCCUAGCAGCUCUGAUUUGGAUUUACUUCAUAAAAUUGUUUUAAAAGUAGGCAAUUUGACACCUCACUUGCAGAAUAUCUUUUCCAAGAGUCCCAUUUUUGCUGGGGUGGUCCUUCCUCAAGUUCAACAUCCCAAAAGUGCAAGAAAAAAAUACCCAAAGCUAAAUGGAUUGUUGGCUGACAUAGUUCAUGCUUGCUUACAAAUUGAUCCUGCUGAGAGGAUGUCAUCUACCGAUCUUUUGCAUCAUGAGUAUUUUACUAGAGAUGGAUUUAUUGAAAAAUUCAUACCAGAACUGAAAGCUAAAUUGCUCCAAGAAGCAAAAGUCAAUUCAUUCAUAAAACCAAAAGAGAAUUCUAAAGAAAAUGACUUUAUGAAAGAAGAAAGAAAAACAAUUUAUACCAAUACACUGCAAAGUACUUCAAUUUGGGGAAAGGAAUUGGAAAAAGAGAAAAAGUCCAAGGAGAUCAAAGUCAGAGUUACUAAAGUUAAAGGAGGAAAAGGAGAUAUCUUAGAACCAAAAAAGAUAGUGUGUGAAGGUGGACGUUGUCAACAGGUUGCAGCUGAAAUUGCUCAUACUAUGUCUCAAGAUACAAAACCUGUAAUCAGUGAGCCCCCAAACCCUGUCAAUCCCAGCACUAACGCUAUAGGCAUGAAAGACGAUCCAUGUGCUGGAGGUAGUACGGUAAUGCCACCCAUCAAUCUAACUAGCAGUAACUUGAUGGCUUCAAAUCCCAAUUCAAACCUCUCCCACUCCAAUUCAAGGUUAACUGAAAGAGCCAAAAAGAGACGUACGUCUUCACAAUCUAUUGGACAAGUUAUAUCUAACAGGCAUGAGGAUACAGGUUCCACUCAAAGCCAAAUGGAGAAGUGUGUGUUUAAUGAGCGAACCAGCCAAACUGACCAAAUGGCAAAUGGAAACAAAAGGAAGCUGAAUUUUCCCAGAUCUGACAGGAAAGAAUUCCAUUUCCCAGAAUUGCCUUUCAUAAUACAAUCAAAGGAGAUGAAAGGAAUGGAAGUGAAACAGAUAAAAGUGUUGAAGAGGGAAUCAAAGAGAACAGAUUCAUCUAAAAUACCAACUUUACUUAAUGCAGAUCAAUAUCAAGAAAAACAAGAGGAUGGAGAUGGCCAUUGUAAGGGGAAGAAUUUGAAGAGGAACAGACUUUUUUUCUGGUAGUGUCUUCUCUUUUAAAUCUUAAAAAAUACAAAUUGGCAAGUCUUCCCUUUUAAUUUUAUGUACAACAGAAACAUAACAUGAGCUGUUACGACAGUAGUUAGUCCACAGUGGCAUCAUCCAACUUUGUUUUGUUAGCAAACCAUUCAUAGUUUUCUUCUUUCUUCUAAAAAUUCUGUUGAUGUGAUGUUAUGAUUUGGAAUUAUAAAGUCAUCUCCUCUCUA
Messenger RNA from Bubalus bubalis (water buffalo), 2782 nucleotides. It is a transcript of the gene CDKL3, whose product is annotated as cyclin dependent kinase like 3. The coding region runs from base 423 to 2561 and encodes 712 amino acids. Gene Ontology annotation, molecular function: ATP binding; cyclin-dependent protein serine/threonine kinase activity. Gene Ontology annotation, cellular component: nucleus. Lineage: Eukaryota; Metazoa; Chordata; Mammalia; Artiodactyla; Bovidae. Gene Ontology annotation, biological process: protein phosphorylation; dendrite extension; positive regulation of dendrite morphogenesis. The record is from RefSeq and is a predicted model, not a curated record. The transcript has 13 exons.